GAUAAAUUAAUGAUAAAUAAAAAAUUGCAAUUGUAUGUUAGUCUAGUGCGUCUAGUGAGUUUAUAUGUAGUGAAGUUUCCGAUGGUGUGUCGUUGACGAGGGAAAGGCGACUGGCGAUGUCGCGCACGUCGCAUUUAUCGCUGAUGACGUAUGCGUGCGGAUCGGAUUAUAUGAAGACACGUGUGCACACACACAUUCUGUUUAAUCUCCGCGUUCCUAUCUCAUCUCUCCAUUCGUACGAUUGUACAUCGUAUGUACAAUAGACGGGGGAAACCGAGAGAACGGCGUUCGUAUAUACUAUAACGUAAAUUGUAUAAUAUCGCGCACGUCGUAUUUAUCGCUGAUGACGUAUGCGUGCGGAUUGGGUUGUAUGAAGACACGUGUGUAUUCUGUUUAAUCACCGCAUCCCCACCUCAUCUCUCCAUCCGUACGAUUGUAUAUCGUAUGUACAAUAGACGGGGGAAACCGAGAGAACGGCGUUCGUAAAACAUAACGUAAAUUGUAUAAACGUUACGUAUUAUGUUCACUUGUGGACAGAGGAAGCAAUUCAUUAAAGGAAAGAAAUGUGCAGACAAAUGUAAUACGCAGUAAAUGUAAAUGCGAGAAAAAGAGAUAGCGAAGCGGAUAAUACAUAUGAGAAAGUGAAAGAAACAAACGAUCCUACUCACCUGCAUUCCACCACUUCGCUUUUUCAAACGCGAACAAGUUAUCGAAAGGCAUAGCAUGGAGCUUCCGAUUCCCAUCUAUGAAUGCACUGCAGACCCUAGGCACCAGCGGCCGACGACGCAAACGAAACGGUCUUGCUUCAUUGGACUCGUGUAAAGAUCUUAGGCAAAAAAGGCACACGAUACAUCUACAACCGGAAGCGAUCAUUCAGAAGGAGCCAAGUUUGAUUGUGACAUUGCCGUCACCUAACAAUUUCUCUAGGAAUAGUCCAAGGACACCGGAGAACGACAGCGACGCGAAGGAGGAUCGCUACAUAUGUCCCAACCAAAGUGAAUCGCCAUCGACGAAGGCACUUGAGAGCAACAACAAUUUGUCUCUGUCGAUGGAACCACCUGAGGAAUCCACUCGCAAGCUCUUAGAAAGAGAAUUGCGGCUUCUCGAUCCGCGAGAUUUACGAUCGCACGCUUGGUACCAUGGCAGUACGUUGCGUGGCGGUCGAAAAGGUGCGGAGGUGGAAGUACCGAAUGACGGGGACUUUUUGGUGCGCGAUUGCGCUUCUCAACCCGGCAACUACGUUCUGACCGUGCGCUGGAAAGGGCAACCACUUCAUUUUGUCAUUAAUAAGGUUGUAAUUCAGCCCGACACGGUUUAUGAGAGAGCGCAAUAUCAGUUUGAAGAUGAGGCCUUCGAUACAGUUGCCGAUUUAAUAACUUUCUACGUCGGCAGUGGCCGGCCAAUCAGCCAAGCCAGUGGCGCUCGCAUCAUUAAUCCAAGGCCCAGAUCGGUUCCAUUGACGUGCAUUGCGGGAACCACAAACAAUCAGCACUGCUCUAAUUCUUCUUCAUCCUCUUUGUCCACUGGUUCGCCGCCUCGUUUACCCAAGAAACAGCAACGCAGCCACUCUCUGACCGCUCAACAUCAUGGUCCCGAUCAACAUGUCGCCUUAGAGGAUAAUCAACAAACAGGUCCACAGUUACCUAUCCAGUCUAGUACUUUACCACGAAUACCGCCAAUUCAAAGCCAGCCGCCGUCGUGUUCUCUAUCCUUGGGCCGGCAAAAGAUUAUUCGAGUAAUCUCUGAUCCAGCACUGCAGCAACAACAGCAACAAUUAUCGAAUCUAAAUCUGCAAAACACUCUGGGUACGGCACCACCAAAGCCUCCCAGAGUGCCCUAUGUGCCAAGCCAUCAAUAUCAUCAUCAUCAUCAUCAUCACCACCAUCAUCAUCAUCAUCAUCAAAGCUAUCAGGCUUCUGGCAGCGACAGCGGAAACGGAUCGGGAGAUAGCGAGUUUGAGACCAACAAUUCCGGUGGCGCCAGCAAUCCUUCCUCCUCAGUGCCAAUUAAGGGUGUAGUAAUACGCAGCCAUUAUAAUAAUAGUAACAAUGGCAUUAAUGAUAACAAUGGCAGCGAGUACGAAUUAUCUGCAGAGGAACAGUUGGUGGUAGCCGCGCCGUCUCUAGAAAUUACCACAAUGCUCGAUAUCGAGGGCUUUACCACACUCCUCUUACCAACUGGCGAACACAGACCUCUGGAUCCGAUAGCCUUGAGGGGAGUCUCAGGAAUGUUAUUAGACUCGGCACCAAGAGUACUCGCUUCCCAUCUUACGAAAAUUGAUCUCGAAGUGGCGCUUGAACCAGGAUCCGGAAAUAGAACUGGAUUGAGCGGUAUCGAGCUGGCAACUCUUCCUCAUGGUAGACAAGCUAGAAUGGAUCUGAUUGAGAGAUCGGAAUGUUUGAAACUACUAGUGGCGGUUACUGUGCUAGCUGGGGCCACGGCUAUAGAAAGGGCGGCUACCAUUAGCAAAUGGAUCAAAGUGGCGAUCGACACUAAAACUGCGCUCGGCAAUCUAUACGGUUUCUGUGGCGUAAUGCUCGGCCUGUGCUUACCGCAAAUUCAGAGACUGGCUAAUACAUGGCAUUUGCUAAGACAAAAACAUACAGACGAAGCUUUUAGUUUUGAAGCAAAACUAAGGCCUACUUUGCGGGCUAUGAACGAAUGUACCAAUCCGCAGGCGCCUAAUACGACAUUGCCACAUUUGCUACCAAUUGCAUUACUCGGAGAACGCAGUCCUGAAGAUGUUUUGGGCACCGUGGCGCCUUCCGGACUCGCGGCAGCAAUUCUUUCAUCGUGGGAAAAUUCGGCGCCCGAUUGCGGUCUGUCGAUUGUCUGGUCGCAUCUCGAAGCAGCUCGUAAACUAGCCGAGAGUCUGCCACUUUUUCGCAGAAAUGCAGAAAUCGCCUUAGAAGGUUGCAGAAGCGACGAAUUACUAUCGGACGCCUUUCGCACUGAAUUUCAUAUUAAGUUUUUGUGGGGCAGCCGCGGUGCAACUGUUGCCCCUGAAGAACGUCAUCUCAAAUUUAUCCAAGUCCUUGAUGCAAUGUACGAUAAAUGUGCAGCUAGCGAAGUGACUGCUUAAAAGACAACUACAAAUAUCAAGAAUAAAAACAAAGAAUCUCCGCGCGAACAUUGUUUCUUUUCCUAAAACUAUUUAAACUAUCGCGUCGAAAAACUUCUUUUUAUAAUUUGUUAUAUAAUUACGAGUUUGAUACCGUAAAAAUUAGAAUAUCCAGUAUAUUACUAUAUAUAAACCAUACUGUUGUACUUCCGAAUCCCAAAAAUAUCAGACGAUCUUAUGCCUAAUGCAAUGCUUGUUUCAAGCAAACAACAGUGAGAGCAUCCAAAGAAGCGAUCAAGUUGAAGUCUACCUAUCUAUCUACUGUCAACUGUACUUAAUUUUAAUUAACACUAGAUUUCAAUAAUGUUAUGUUAAUAAAUAUUGUUCAUAUUUGUUUACAAACAAUAUACGAAUUAAAUAUACA
Messenger RNA from Formica exsecta, 3485 nucleotides. RefSeq names its product breast cancer anti-estrogen resistance protein 3. Bases 746 to 3082 code for a protein of 778 amino acids. The transcript has 8 exons. NCBI's taxonomy places the organism in Eukaryota, Metazoa, Arthropoda, Insecta, Hymenoptera, Formicidae. The record is from RefSeq and is a predicted model, not a curated record. Gene Ontology annotation, molecular function: guanyl-nucleotide exchange factor activity; phosphotyrosine residue binding. Gene Ontology annotation, biological process: small GTPase-mediated signal transduction; positive regulation of peptidyl-serine phosphorylation.